Molecule: messenger RNA, 1326 nt
Organism: Trichoderma asperellum CBS 433.97
Lineage: Eukaryota; Fungi; Ascomycota; Sordariomycetes; Hypocreales; Hypocreaceae
Biological process (GO): nucleoside metabolic process
Molecular function (GO): catalytic activity; protein binding
Source: RefSeq, a predicted model, not a curated record
AUGUUAACAAAUGUUUUCUUAGCUAUUGUUGGCAAAGUCGGUAAAAUAUCUAAAGACGUGAAAAAGAUCCAUCAGAAUCAGGAGCGUCAUGUUCGAAAUGAAAUCCUUGAAUGGCUCACGCCAGUUAACUAUGAUGCGCAGCACCAUGAGCAUCUAAGCCAAAGAAGCCCAGGAUCUGGAAAACGGACUUUUGAAGACAAAAAUUUCCAACAAUUCCUAAACGGAGAUGAGAAGACUCUGCUAUGCACAGGAAACCCAGGGGCUGGGAAAACAAUCCUCACAUCCGCUGUUAUUGAACAUCUCCAGCAUUGGCAGUCCAGUGAUGAUGCAUUAGGCGAUGAAAAAAAAGUGAGGUUGGCAAUCAUUUAUUUUGAUUACAUCAGGAAAGAGAGCCAACGAACCAUCGACAUCCUUGCCAGUCUUGUGAAGCAGCUGGUCCGAGACGAGCCUUCUCUACCAGCUGUUAUCGAAAAUCUCCAAGACAAAUAUAGGAGAAUACCGGCUGCUUCGCGUUCAGACAAAGAUAUUUCAGAGUUCUCCAAAGUCCUUAAACACCUGAUAAGCGACAAAUCUAAAAAAGUGUUCAUCGUCAUCGACGCGUUGGAUGAAUGCGAGAAUACCGAUGAUUUCCUACUAGAAAUAUUCACAAUACUGCAGGAUACAGAAGCAAAACUUUUUGCCACUACACGGCCAAGUGAGAGUGUUGAAAAGAGGUUUAAAAACGGACUGUUCCUUGAAAUUUCUGCGGAUAGUGAAGAUGUGCAAGAUUAUAUUCGAGGCCGUCUAUCAGAGUUUAAAGUUCUGAGCGAUGAAAAUCUCGAUAUACGUGAUGAGAUCAAGACAUAUCUCAAACGAGAAAUUAUAGCGAAAAUAAGCAACGCCAUUGAUGGAAUCUUCCUCCUUGCAAAAUUCCAUGUGGACUCACUCCGAGCAAUGACAACGUCUAAACAGAUCAUCAAAACGCUCAAGAUCCUUCCCAGGGGGCCGCUUGCAUAUCAGCAAGCAUAUGAAAAAACCAUUAAUCGAAUUCGCAGUCAACAACGUGAACAUCAACAGCUAGCACGACGUGUUCUCCAAUGGCUCGCUUGUGCUACGAGAGAAAUCACAGCCCUGGAGCUUCGUCACGCUUUGGCAAUUAGAAGCGGCAGCACUUCAUUGGCCGAUGAAGAAGAAUUCGAAAGUUCAAACGUCAUAAUUGAAGUUUGCCAGGGGUUAGUGAUGAUCGAGAAGGAAAGCGGCGUCAUUAGACUGUUGCAUCAUACAGCUCUCGAAUACUUGCAUCAAAAUAUGACGUGCUUAUGGAGCUUAGAAGGCUCGGAGACUAUG